Molecule: messenger RNA, 1611 nt
Organism: Lachancea sp. 'fantastica'
Lineage: Eukaryota; Fungi; Ascomycota; Saccharomycetes; Saccharomycetales; Saccharomycetaceae
Source: the annotation of a GenBank genome assembly
AUGUCUCCUAUAGUUGGUAUUGCAUUCGGUAACACCACGUCUUCUAUCGCGUAUGUUAAUCCCAAGAACGACGUUGAUGUGAUCGCCAACCCUGACGGUGAGCGUACCAUCCCAUCUGUUUUGUCAUACGUUGGUGAAGACGAAUACCAUGGUGGCCAAGCUCUUCAACAGCUUGUCAGAAACCCCAAGAACACGAUCAUCAACUUUCGUGACUUUUUGGGCCUGCCAUUCGCUGAAUGUGACGCUUCCAGAAGUACCACCGGCGCUCCUUUGGUGGAAAUCGACGGUAAAGCUGGCUUUGUCAUCACUAGAGGUGACGGCAGACAGGAGAAGCUGACUGUGGACGAAGUCGUCUCCAGACAUUUGAACAAAUUGAAGCUAGCCGCAGAAGACUACAUCGGUGAAAAGCUCUCUGAGACUGUUAUUAGCGCCCCAACCAAUUUCACCGACGCUCAGAAAGACGCGCUUCGUGCCUCCGCCAAGAAGAUAGGCCUAGAGGUUAUUCAGAUCAUCAACGAACCUUCAGCUGCUUUGUUGGCCCACUCAGAAGCUUUUCCUUUGAAAGACGACUGCAACGUGGUUGUUGCCGACUUUGGUGGUGUGAGAUCCGACAGCGCUGUCAUUGCUGUCCGCAACGGUAUCUACACGUUGUUGGCUACUGCCCAUGACUCCAAUCUCGGCGGUGAGAACCUAGAUGAAGAACUAGUUGAGUUUUACGCUAAGGACUUCCAAAAGAAGACUCAAUCCAACCCAAGAAAAAACGCUAAGUCUAUGGCUAAACUAAGGGCCAACGCCGAGCUAACCAAAAAGACUCUGUCUAACGUUACCACGGCUACGAUCUCUAUCGACUCAUUGGCCGAUGGUUUCGAUUAUCACACAUCUAUCAACAGACUAAGAUACGAGCUAGUUGCCAAUAAGGUUAUCAGCAGAUUCACUCAAUUUAUCGAGGACGUCAUUAGCAAGGCUGAAUUGGAUCCUCUGGACAUUGAUGCCGUCGUUCUAUGCGGUGGUUCUUCCUUCACCCCUAAGUUGAGCUCUAACCUGGAAUUCGUGCUUCCAGAAUCAGUGGCCAUUUUGGGCCCACAAACCAAAGAAGCUAGCAACAAUCCUAACGAGCUUUUGGCCUGUGGUGCAGCUCUUCAAGCCCAACUUCUCUCAAACUACGAUGCCGACGAAUUGGCUCAAGCUUUGGAGCCUGUUGUUAUCAACACUCAACAUCUAAAGAAGGCUAUUGGUCUUGUGGAUGCCAAGGGUAACUUCGUUCCAGUGCUGAUGGCUGAAACUUCUUUCCCAGCAAAGAAGACCAUCACCUUGAAGAAAGCCACCGGAGAUCUUUUGAUUGGCGUUUACGAGGGUGACCACCAUAUCAAGGAAACCGUUGCCGAGCCUGCCGCCAAGGAUGAGGAAGAUGACCAGAGCGACUGGUCGGAUGAGGACGAUGAGCCUGAAGUUGUAAGAGAGAAGCUUUACACUUUGGGCACGAAACUCAUGGAACUAGGCGUUAAGGGUGCCAACGGUUUGGAGUUGUCUUUCAACCUCAACGACGCUGGUGUUUUGAGAGUCGCGGCCAGAGAUCUAAAAUCUGGACAGGUUGUGAAAGGUGAAUUGUAA